This is a messenger RNA of Oncorhynchus kisutch (coho salmon), 2324 nucleotides long. RefSeq lists its product as uncharacterized. The record is from RefSeq and is a predicted model, not a curated record. The transcript is spliced from 8 exons. Gene Ontology annotation, molecular function: nucleic acid binding. NCBI's taxonomy places the organism in Eukaryota, Metazoa, Chordata, Actinopteri, Salmoniformes, Salmonidae. Bases 1 to 1863 code for a protein of 620 amino acids.
AUGUCCCACGAGCUACCGAUGCGCCCCUGGCAGAUAGUAAGUCUAGAUCUCUUCCAGCACAGUGGCAAAGACUUUCUGCUGGUAGUCGAUCAUUACUCAGACUUUUGGGAGAUUGACCUCCUCCCCGACCUCUCAGCAGAGACAACGAUCAAACGCUGCAAGGCUCAGUUUGCCCGCUAUGGCCAGCCAGAUAGGGCUCUGCGAGAGGGCAAAGAUGCCUGGAAAGCAAUCCUGCAGUGGCGCAAUACCCCGACAGAAGGCAUGGACAGCAGCCCGGCACAGCGCCUCAUGGCACGCCGCUUAAAAGCAGCUCUGCCAGUAGCCAGCACUCUCCUGGAGCCAUGUGUGGUGACAGACGUGAUGGUGAAGCUACGUCACAGAAGACAGGUCUCCAAGUUCAUCUACGACAAACCGGCAAAAGACUUACCUGAGCUCAGGGUGGGUGAAACGGUGCGAAUGAAGCCACUACCAGGGGACCGGACAGGCCUCUGGAGACUCGGAUCCUGUGUACAGAAAGUGGCACCACGCUCCUACUUGGUCGAAGUGAAUGGAUCACUGUACCGUCGUAACAGGGUUGACCUUCGGAUUGCUGAGCCAGCACGUCCUCAGAACCCUGAUGGCCAAAGGGGUCGCAUGACAAAAGACGGAACCCCAGCAAGUCACAUGGGGCCUGAGGCACUGGGCGAAGAGCCAGGGCAUCAGAGUAUGCCUGGGGAGAAGCCUUAUGGUCUAGGUGCCUGUUUCAACCCAACAACAGAGCGUUGCUGUGUGAACCCUAGCUCUCACCAGGGUCAAAGCUACUCUCAUGACCAGGCCCGCUUUGAUGGAACACUCAGCCACACCCCAUGUGUCUACAAAGGUGCUAGCUGUGUCUGUUACAAUCCAGACAUCAACAUCUGCUGUGCCGGGAAGCUGUCCAGAAGGGUGUUUGGGAAAAACCUGUGCUGCGGUACAACUCCGUAUGGUAUAGAGGACCGAGGGGUGCUGUGCUGUAACCAGACCUUGCACCGUGCGGUGGAGGAUGGGUACCAGUGCUCCCCAGGUGGCCACUUGUAUCUGCCAUCCCGUGACAUGGUGUGUGGCUCACGAGUUCAUCUGAACGAUCCAGGCAAACACUGCUGUGGGGAGGAGACAUACUACCCUCAGUAUGAAAUCUGCUGCAACGGACACAAACACAACAGGUUGGGAAACAUGUCCUGCUGUGGAGGGAAGGUGUACAACCCCAGCAGCAGCCAGAUGAAGUGCUGUGCAGGGAGUCUGUACAACCUGCAGGUUCAGGGCAGGCUCACAGAAGAUACCCAGUGCUGUGGGAGUGUUCUGAUGGAGGCCGGCUCCACCCAGACCUGCUGCUCUGCCCCAGGGCUAGACCUGCUCUAUCCUACCCAGCCAGGCUUCACCUGCUGUGGGCACCGCUACCCCAACACAUCCCUGUGGUCUUGCUGCGCCGGGGUCCUGCACCCAAGGCCUGAACCACACAACACCACCAAGAACGUGAUUCCAGGACCCAGACUUCUACCACUGGGGGAUCUGAAGACUGAAGUCCUGUGUCACAGCAGAGGUCUGCUGGGGACAGUGGCGAGUGUGUCCGUGAAGAUGAACGAGCGGUCCAUCGGGAUAGUAAACGCCUUGUCUUUGCUUGCCUCGCAUGGCCAUUUCAAAGCCAUGGCUUCCCCUCACUACCUCACAUUACCCGACCACUGCAGCUCCCCUGAACUAGUGCCAGGCAACACUUACAUCUGGGUGAAAAAUCCUUUCUCCGACACCAUAAGUUUCAUCUCUGAUCUCAGCGAUCAUUCCUCCCCUCUUCAUUCCAUCCUUUCCAGGUGCUCAACCUUUAUCCAGCCUAGAAGAAAGAGAAGGUGAACCAUCUCAACAGAAAAUGAAUUCUGGGUUUUGACAUAGGCUAUUGUACAGAAAUCUUUUAUGUUAUCUGACGAUAAGCUUAAAACUAGCAUCUUUAUGAUCUCUAGUGAGCCAUAUCUCAGGAUAAGUCAUAUUUUGUCUGUCUGGUUAGUGGUUUUCUGUAAUAUUACCACAAAAGACUGACUACAUGUUUUGUUGCAAUCUGUAAUUGGUGCAUCCAUUUUUGGACUUGUAAAUUAAUUAUAUCUACAUAUUGUUUAUUAAAAAAUAUAAUUUGUCCUAGGCUUAGUUCAAAUGUCGUACAUCGCAGAACCCAAAAUAGGCUUGUUUUACUAUGUAAACAAUGUAUACUGAACAAAAAUAUAAACAACCAUUUCAAAUAUGUUACAUUGCAUCAGUUAAUUACAUUAAAUUAUUUAGAUCUUUCGUUAGGGUUUUACAAUACAGGGAAUACAGAUAUG